Messenger RNA from Fusarium coffeatum, 1305 nucleotides. RefSeq lists its product as uncharacterized. NCBI's taxonomy places the organism in Eukaryota, Fungi, Ascomycota, Sordariomycetes, Hypocreales, Nectriaceae. Gene Ontology annotation, cellular component: Golgi apparatus; TRAPP complex. Gene Ontology annotation, molecular function: protein binding. The record is from RefSeq and is a predicted model, not a curated record. The transcript has 4 exons. Bases 1 to 1305 code for a protein of 434 amino acids.
AUGAGUGAACCGCAAAGAACAGGAAGUCAAGGGCACUCGAGAAACAAGUCCAUCACCAAGACUCGACCGAGAUCUUCUACGAAAGGACCUCUCGAUGUUGAUGACGACCCGCUACUCUCACCACCUCAACCUGCACCUAAGCGUACAUCCUCUCUCACACAGCGCAACAGACUCUCAUCACCACAUCCACGCUCAUCUACAGGAACACCAGUUUCGCAACUAGGCGAAACAAAACCAAAGGACUUCUCAUUCCUCCUGCGACCAGAGAUCUACCACCCUCUUACCCCUCUUAAUGUCCCUGUCGCAUUCCGCAACCCUCAGAAACAGCCCAACCCUGAAGCGCCUAUCGAGGAACUCCUCGCCAAUGGGCACUUCAGAGCGGCAGCGAUAGCUGCUGUCCAAGAGCUCACGGGAUCUGGAGCAAGCGGGGGCAUCAACCCAACCGACUCCAAGAAGAUUUUUGAGCUGCUUUACACCCGCCUAGCAUGCCUGACUCUGAUCGAUGCGACUCCCCUGGCCGCCCAGGAGGUGAAAGCCAUGGAAGAUCUCAACGAUAUCAGAAGGUAUGUGGACGAGACAACAGGUGAGCACCUGGUGCCUUGGGAACUCCGAAUUCUCAAUGUGCGCCUUCAAUCACUAGGCUUUGGUGAUUAUCGCAGAGCUGUCAUGAGCUACCACGACCUCGCUCGCGAAGCACGAGAGCGCAUCACCAAAGCAGCAGCCCAACACGACAACUCAGCGCGAGAGCUCUGGAAAGCCCGUCUCCAUGAUCUUGGUAUUCAAGUUGCAGGCGCUCUGAUCGAGCUUGAGGACUUAACAGGUGCCGCUCAGCAUCUGAGUACCCUGCGGGAUCGGGGUGAUGGCAAGAUGGCGCUUACGAAAGCUCUCCUAUGGCUGCACCUGGGCGAUGUUGAGAGCGCGAGAGCUUGCGCACGCCUAGCUGUGGAAAACGACGAGAAUGCUGAAAAGCUUAUCCUAGCGCUUUGCGACAUGGCGGACUCUGAGUACGAAAGUGCGCUUGAGGCGUGGAAGGAGCUCAAAGAAACUAUGGAUGACGAGAUGGUCGGUGUCAACACAGCGGUGUGCUUGUUAUACUUGGGAAGAAUACAGGAGGGACGAGCGGUUCUGGAAGGACUUGUAGAUUCAGGUCUAUCGUCGCAUACACUGCUUUUCAACCUGUCGACCAUGUACGAGCUAUGUACUGAGAGGCAUAAGAAUAUGAAGAUCAAGUUGACGGAGAGGGUAGCUGGUAUGGAGGCAUCUGCGGCAGGAUGGGAAAAGACAAACAGCGACUUCAAGCUAUAG